UCGGCUAUUUAUCUUUAUCUUCAAGUUCAACUCACCUUCCUCCUCUGCCUCUGCCUCUGCCUCUGCCUCUCCUCCUCCUAUCAAAAUCGCACUCCUGAGUCCUUAUAUAUUCAUAUAUCAAAUUUUAGCAUCUUUAUUAAAUUAAAACUCACAGGCUCAAUUUCCCUCUCUCUCACUCACACAUAGAAACACGCUUAUAGGAAUCCUUUGUAUAAGAAUAAAUUUAGAAAGCUUGGAUUUAGGUUUCCAAAAAUAUGAUAUUUUGGUUUUAAACGCUAAAAUGCGCCUGCUUCGCUUAUCUACCUCUUUUUUUCUUCUUCUUCUUCUAUUCUUUUCUCGACUUUCCUGAUUUUUAGUUUUUAGGUUCUCAGUUUUUUUUUUUUCCCUUUCCUUCUUUAUUGUUAUUAUUAUUAUUAUUAUUUUGUGUUUUUUCUAUAUUAAAUUUUCGAACAUGGGAGCUAGGGUUUGGCAAAGGCGGAUCGCUAUGUUCUUCGUGCUUAUUAUAAUUUUAGGGAGUUCAAUUUCUGCGUCCGCCGCCGUCAACCCUAGCUGGGAUUUGAUGUGUCCAAGAGAGUCUGUUUUAGAUUCGAUCUUUGGAUUUCUAGAUCGAAGCUGCGUCGUUUUGCCAACUCCUAAUUCUCCAGGUUUCUUUGGUGUUACCGAGGGUGAUGAGGUUUCAUUACAAAAGGCACUGAACUUGGUUCACAAAAACAGCCAGAAACAUGCAGCUGUUCUCUUCUAUGCAUCUUGGUGCCCUUUCUCUAGGAGUUUUAGACCCAGCUUUUCCCUCCUUUCUUCUUUGUAUCCCUCAAUUGCUCAUUUUGCAAUUGAAGAGUCAUCCGUCAGGCCAAGCAUACUCUCAAAGUAUGGGGUUCAUGGAUUUCCAACUCUUUUCCUUUUGAAUUCUACCAUGCGAGAGCGUUAUCAAGGUUCCCGGACUCUGGGUUCUCUUGUUGCUUUUUAUACUGAUGUUACAGGCAUCAAGACUGUAUCAUUGAAUAAAGAAUCCCUUGACAAAAUUGUACGUCCAUCACAUCAUGAGAAGCAUGAGAACAAUGAGCAGGAAAACUGCCCAUUCUCAUGGGCAAGAUCUCCAGAGAACUUGUUUAGACAGGAAACAUAUUUGGCUCUGGCGACAGCAUUUGUGCUUGUGAGAUUGGUUUAUUUGUUUUUCCCUACACUGCUUCUAUUUGCUCAAUUUGCUUGGAGAAGGCACAUACAGAACUUGAGAUUGGGGAGCUUGUUGGAGCAUCCUCGGGCAUACCUGAAUGGAGUAAUGCAGGUUUUUAACUCUCUUAAGGAGCCCUGCAGGAAACGUAAUUUACAAGAAGGAGCAAUGAAUGCCAGGGCAUGGGCUUCAAAGUCCCUUGCUACAGUGUCAAUAGGGGAUGCAAGCACUAGUAGGGGUGCACCAAUUAGUGAAUAUCGCUGAACUUUUCUCUAACAUGGGAAUAGACACGUUUACAGGGGGUCUGGCUGUAAAGUCUAUUGCGCAAGAGGUUCAAUAUUCAGAAUCAUCUGGACGUCCCUGAUUACAGUUUAAUGUGAGGCCUAAUGUUUUGUGACAAUGUGAAAUAUGUUGACAUUGUAGGUUGGUUCCAUUUCUCAUGUGUUCAUACGUUUUAGCUUACAAUUUAUUCUUCCGUUUACGAAAGCAAUAAUUGAGAUCCAAUUUGUGUAUAUAUCAUAACUGAGACUUGAUGCGCCCAGGCUCAUCCAUUAUGCUUUAAUUCUUGGUGAUUGGAUGCUUCUUAAUCUACUGUUUAGUGGAUGUUUA
Molecule: messenger RNA, 1777 nt
Organism: Ricinus communis (castor bean)
Lineage: Eukaryota; Viridiplantae; Streptophyta; Magnoliopsida; Malpighiales; Euphorbiaceae
Product: 5'-adenylylsulfate reductase-like 4
Exons: 4
Coding region: 452-1432 (326 amino acids)
Source: RefSeq, a predicted model, not a curated record